AAAAAAGGACCAAAAAUGUUUCUUCCCUAACCACUACCACCGGAUCCACCUCCACCCCCAAAAAAAGAAAAAAGAAUAGGAGAGAGAAAAACAGUUUGUGAGUGGCUUUUAAUCGAUCGUCAAUACCGGCGGUGAUUUACCAAACUUAAUCGAUCAGUUUCCUUUCAUCCUCCUCUUUUCCUGGCCUCUUUCCUCUCUCACCCCUCACCAUAAAAGACCCCAUAUUAAGCAGUCAAUAAUGUCUGACGAAUUUGCAAAAGGAUAUGGAAGACUUGUUGAAUGCCGAAUUGUUCGACAAUAGAGAAAAGUACGGCGUUGAAAUUGCCGAAUCUAGUGCAGAUACAACGACGGAGGCUCUAUACGAACGUAGGAGAAAAGUCAUGGAAGAUGACGUGGUGGGCUUCCAUGAUCAUUCAACUAGAUUGGUUCAACAGCUUACGGAAGGGAAUCUACAGCUUGGUGUCGUUUCAAUCGGCGGCACAUGUGGGUUGGGGAAAACCACUCUUGCGAGGAAAAUCUACAAUAAUGUCGGCAUUAAAAGUCACUUUAAUUGUCGCGCGUGGGUGUGUAUUUCUCAAAAUUUCAAAAUCAGAAAUGUGUUGCUUGAAAUUUUAAAGUAUGAGAUGCCAAAAUCAGAGUUGACAGGGAAGAAGCUGUUCAAAUACUCAAAUGAUGAUGAACUAAAAAAGAAGCUAUUCAAAUGCUUGCAAGGGAGGAGGUACUUGAUAGUCAUGGACGACAUUAUUACCGAACUCUGGGAUGAGGUAAGAUCUGCUUUUCCUGAUGAGUCCAACGGAAGCAGGAUAUUGCUCAUUGGCUGCUUAAAACGAACUUCACUUAGCCAUACUUUCAGUCUCUCAUUUCUUGGGAUAGAUGAAAGUUGGGAGCUCUUUAGUAAGAAGGUGUUUCGAGGAGGAACAUGUCCUCCCGAAUUGGAAAGUUUGGGAAUAAAAAUUGCGGGACAUUGUUGUGGUUUGCCACUUUCCAUCGUGGUAUUAGGGAGCCUAUUAGCAACCAAAGAGAAGACAAGCCAAGCAUGGUCCGAAUUGAUUAGCAACUUAAAUUGGGACCUUAAGGAGGUCAGUUCAAUAUGCGAAGACAUACUCGCCUUGACCUACACCCUUUUGCCUUGGCACUUGAAACCUUGCUUUUUGUAUUUUGCUGUAUACCCAAAAGGCUUUGAGAUCCCUGUGAGUCAAUUGGUCCAGAUGUGGAUAGGGGAAGGAUUCAUGCAGCACACUGGCCGUACAGACCUGGAGGAUGUUGCUGAAGAGUACUUGGAGGAGCUAAUAGAUCUAAGCUUGAUCCAGGUGGCUAGCAGGAGGACAAAUGGAGGAGUCAAGACAUGUCGUAUACAUGCUCUUAUACAAGACCUCUGCAUAUUAGAGAGUGUAAAAGUGAAGUUUCUUGAGGUUAGUACAAAUGUUAAUCUUUUAUUGGCGAACAAAUCCCUUAGAGUUUGCAUCCAGGGUAGCAUUGAUCCAUAUAUUUCUUCAAAUUCCUCUUACCCUUCCCUAUCUUUGUUGUUUCUUGGCCAACGUACACAUAGAUUUGACCCAAACCACUGGAAAUGGGUCCUCGAAAACUGCAAGUUUCUUCAAGUGCUUAAUUUUGGGUGUGUAGAUCUCUACUCCAUUCCCACAAGGAUAGAAGAAUUGAUCCAUUUGAGGUACUUGGCUGUAGAAUCUGAUGCUCUUAAAGCAAUUCCAGAUUCCAUUGGCAAGCUUAUAAACCUAGAAACACUUGAUUUUAGAGGUACUUUUCUGAAUUGUUUGCCAAAAGGGAUAUGGAUGCUGCCACAUUUAAGAAAUUUAUAUAUGUCUGGACCUGUAAGUUUACCGGACAAUUUGGAUCCAGAGGUUAGAGUUCUUUCGAGCCUUCAAACCCUUUCCACUGUAUCACUGAACCCACAAAGUGAUUGUCCUAUUGUCGAGGCCAAGCUCCCAAAUUUAAGGAAAUUAGGGAUAUGUUUUGCAGCCGACGAGAUCAACAACAAAGUAGUAGAUGUUUUGAACUGUCUCCACCAUUUGGAUCAUCUUCAAAUAUUGAAAAUUAUAAAUUGCUCCGAAUGUCCUAGUCUACCGAUUUCAUUUCCUCUGUCAAUCACCAAGAUAACCCUACGACAUGUGCGCGUAAAAGUCCGUCGAGACAUGAAAGUGCUGGGGAAACUUCCCAAUCUUCAAAUACUGAAAUUACAAAGUUGCUUGCUUUCUUGUAAGUUAUACGUCUUUGCAGGUUCGUUUCCUAAACUUCAAGUCCUUAAAUUGGAAAAUUUGAGAAUUAAAAAAUGGAAACAGAGAAGAGGUGCAAUGCCAUGCCUCAAGCAUUUGGUUAUCAAACAAUGUAUUGAGUUGACUGAGCUCCCAUCGAAUCUAUGGAGCUUGACCGCCUUGCGAGAUGUGGAGUUAUUAUGGAGCACCUCAGAUUUGGGAAAGAUGCUUUGGGAAAUGCAGAUGAAGGUUGGAUUCAAUCUACUGGUCUAUCCCCCUGCGUCCACUGACGACCCUGUCGAGAAAACUGUGAAUGAAUCGGAAUCUCGAGGGACAUCCUUUUCUGAUGGGAUUCGGAAUUGCAGAUUUAGCAGUGGGUUAGAGUUGGGAAGUUUUGUUGUGACCUCUAAUGUCCUGCACCAUUCAUGGGCUGCAAUUUCGGAACUCUACGGAGAAAUCCAUGAACCACCAUCUUGGGCUUCCCCUGUUAGAUUCAGAACUUUUCAGCAGCCAAAUUGUACAAUCAUAGCUUUCGUUACUUGGCCUCCUUGUACCAAAGAGCAUCUUCAAGGACAAGGAGGAGGAGACUUGGUUUCAUCAUCAGCUCUUAAGGAGACUUUUCCUCUCUUUGAAUUCCUGUCCACCAAAACCAACCCACGUUUCUCCAUUAACAAACCUGCAAUCGAUCUUUUUGCCAGUGUCCGUGGUGUGCUGGAUUUCUUGAAAUCUCAGAUAGGAACUUGUAGAAUGGGUGCCACAAAGGAGGAAGUUGCAGUUGUUGAGAAGGUUGAAAAUUGUGAAGCAAAAAGGUCACUCGAUUGCAGAGUCCUUGAGAAAAGCAACAAUUAUAGGAGGAUAACUAAUGUUUCUCAUCUGUAUGCUUUGUUUGUAUUUGGAGAAUUUCAUUUGUAUUUGAGAACAAUUCUGUUAUCUUUUGGAAGGAUUUGCGUUGUAUCAAACGUGCUUGUUAAAAUGCUCUGUUUUCCUUUUCGAUUCCAAUUCUUGGGAUGCAAAGCGGGAAGGGAAGGCAUCCGUGCUGGUGAUGGCAAUCGGGAGAAUCAAAGGCAAGACGGCCGCACCUCAAAUCGUAACCACCAAGGCCGUGCUCCUCAUUUCCUCUCUUCGAUAUUCUGCGUGCUUUUCUCGCUCGCGUCUAUGAAACUUGCCUAUUGCUCAUUGCAGGCGUAG
Molecule: messenger RNA, 3398 nt
Organism: Corylus avellana
Lineage: Eukaryota; Viridiplantae; Streptophyta; Magnoliopsida; Fagales; Betulaceae
Source: RefSeq, a predicted model, not a curated record